Messenger RNA from Daucus carota subsp. sativus, 2077 nucleotides. RefSeq names its product lysine-specific demethylase JMJ13. The transcript is spliced from 10 exons. Bases 86 to 2077 code for a protein of 663 amino acids. Lineage: Eukaryota; Viridiplantae; Streptophyta; Magnoliopsida; Apiales; Apiaceae. Gene Ontology annotation, cellular component: chromatin; nucleus. Gene Ontology annotation, biological process: regulation of gene expression; chromatin remodeling. Gene Ontology annotation, molecular function: histone H3K4me/H3K4me2/H3K4me3 demethylase activity. The record is from RefSeq and is a predicted model, not a curated record.
UUCUUCAAAGAGAAAUCAAAAUGAUAUAACAAAAGCAAAGAACCUGAAAGACAGUAUAUAAACAGAGAAUCCUGACAUUUGGACCAUGCAGAAGUGUAGCAGAAAUAUAAGAGAUUCAAAGGCCAAUGUAUUAGGUGAACCGAGAUCAAAUAUUGGUGCAAGUCCAUCGCAUGGAUCAUAUGGUACUCCGGGUUCAAAAUGUUCAUCAAAAAAGCGUAGUGUUAAUAAGCAGAUGAAUGAUUUAGAUUGGAGUAGUAAAUUGAUUCAAUGUCCCGUGUAUUACCCUUCAAGAGAAGAAUUUGAGGACCCUUUAGUGUAUCUGCAGAAAGUUGCUCCAGAGGCUUCAAAAUACGGAAUUUGCAAGAUUGCAUCUCCUUUGAGUUCUUCAACUCCAGCUGGCACGGUGCUGAUGAAAGAGAAUCGAGGCUUUAAUUUCACAACGAAAGUCCAGCCACUUCGGUUAGCUAAAUGGGAUAUGAAGGACAAGGUGACCUUCUUCACCAGAAAAAAAAACUAUACCAUUCGUGAUUUUGAGAGUUUUGCAAGCAAGUCGAUGGCUGGCAGAUAUAGUAUUUCAGGAUGCCUUCCUCCAGAUUUCGUAGAAAGGGAAUUUUGGCAAGAGAUGGGAUCUGGCAAUAAGAGAACGGUUGAGUAUGGAAUUAACGUCGAGGGGACUGCUUUCUCAAAUCAUUCCAGUGAUCAGCUAGGAAGUAGUAAAUGGAACUUGAAGACACUUCCACACCUGCCAAGAUCCACAUUGCGUCUGCUGAAACAUGAAAUACCAGGGGUGUCAGAACCUAUGCUCUACAUUGGAAUGCUCUUUAGUAUGUUUGCAUGGCAUGUGGAAGAUCAUUAUUUAUACAGCAUCAAUUAUCUCCACUGUGGAGCACCAAAAACUUGGUAUGGAGUUCCUGGUCAUGCAGCUGUCGACUUUGAGAAGGUUGUCCAGCAGUACAUAUAUAAACAAGAAAUACUAUCAACUAAUGGCGAGGAUGGGGCGUUUGACUUGCUUGUGGAAAAAACAACUAUGUUUUCUCCAAAGAUCCUGCAGGAACAUAAUGUUCCUGUUUGUAAAGCUGUGCAGAUGCCAGGGGAGUUUGUUAUCACCUUCCCCAAAGCGUACCAUGCAGGAUUCAGUCACGGCUUCAAUUGUGCGGAGGCAGUAAAUUUUGCUACUGGCGACUGGUUUUCAUUUGGAGCUGCUGCAAGCCAACGUUAUUCGCUUCUAAGAAGAAUGCCUGUUGUUCAUUUUGAAGAACUUCUCUGCAAAGAAGCAAUGCUUCUGUCAAAUCAUUCAAGUGAUGAAGACAUAUCCUCUGAAGAUUUAGUUUCUGUUCGCUGUAUCAAGAUUUCCUUUGCAUGUUUAAUAAGGUUGCAUCAUCGUGCACGGUGGUGCUUAUCAAAAUUGCAGCCAUCCCUCAGCUUUUCUUUCAAUUCAAAAGGAACCAAAUUUUGCAGUAUCUGCAAACGAGAUUGUUAUGUGUCACACACAGUGUGCAGCUGUCAUACUGAUCCCGUGUGCCUUUUCCAUGAUGCUGAGGCAUUCAAAUGUGAAUGUCAGAGCAACCGUGUUCUUAAUUUAAGUAAAGAGAUAUUGGAUAUGGAAGCUCUAGCGAAAAAGUUUGAGCAGGAUGAAGAAAUAUUACAGGAUGUCGAGCAAAAGAGUAAAGAGGACAUUGAAUUGUUGAUACAGAAGACGAACCCCAGUGUCCAAGACCAGUAUAUCCCGUAUUCUGAGAUCAAGCCAGUUGAAGAACAUAUAGGUGAUAUUAAGACAUCUGGGGUCAAACAUAACUCGUCUGGAAAGCCAAAAAAAUUAUUCGGCAAGAAUACUGCUGCUGCAAAAUUCCCAGAAUACAAGGUUCAUGCAAGGCCGAACAGAGUUGAGCUUGCAGAAGAACAUGCUAGACAAGUUGCAAUUGAGGGGAAAAAGAGGCCUAGACAACUGCAGAAACCUAAAGACAAAGACAACGUACCAUUUAAUGUUGGAUGUGGAUCACAGAAAUCUCCAUCCUCUAGCGUUACCAAGCAGAUGACACUUAAUCGUCUUAACGUGUCAAAUAAAUGGAGAUUGUAG